UAAAGCGAGUGAAGAGUUCAGCUCAGCUCAGUGAGGUGGGAGACGUGAGAGAGAGAAAGUCUGAGGUUUUUGACCAAAGUGAGAUGGUAUCUUGUUGACGUAGUGACACCUGAACGUCUGCAAUGGAGGUCACCACAGCACGCCUGGAAAGAGCUGGAGGACGCCAACACCACCCAGACGUGGCCACGCAAACGCGGAGAACAUCCAGAUGCAGACUUUAUGUGCUCCUGAAAAAGUACACAGAUGUAAAGUCGUCAAGAAAGAAAUCAGCCAGACCAACUCAAGUUGAAUUUGAGCAGUGGGGUCAGUCUCUGGAGAAACUUCUCACCCACCAGAUUGGACUGGUGGCGUUCAAGAAGUUCUCAAAGUCAGAGUUCUGUGAGGAGAAUAUUGAGUUCUGGCUGGCCUGUGAGGACUUCAGGAAGACCAAGAGAUCAGAAAAGCUAGCCAUCAAAGCGAAACACAUCUAUGAGGAGUUCAUCAGGAAAGACUCCCGAAAAGAGGUCAACUUGGACUUCUACACCAAAGAACACCUCGGCCAGUGCCUCCAGCGGCCAAGCAAGAACUGUUUUGAAGAAGCUCAGAGAAGAAUCUUCUACCUGAUGGAGAUUAGCACCUACCCUCGCUUUCUUCAGUCGGACCUUUACCACGCCCUCAGGGCCCCUGAGGGACUUUAGAGACCCCUAAAGCCACGGCGCUAACCGCAGCUGUGCUAAGCUGUGGCUGCCUGAGGAAGUGGAGAAGUUCAGUUUUGUCUCAGCAGUAAGACAGCUAGUGUGUAGCAUACUGCUGGUAAGCAUUUCUAAGGAUGUAGCGUAAUGCUGGUAAGCAUUUGUAAGGAUGUAGCGUAAUGCUGGUAAGCAUUUGUAGCACACUGUUGAUCAUAAAUGCUGCACCAGAUCAUCACUCUGGAGGCUUUGUUGUAGGCCUAGCUGGAGGAUCACACUACAGUAUGUGGUUGAGAGCCACUGCAAGUUCUUAUUUGUGGUUGAUCUGGGCUCUUGAAAAAAAUUUUACAUUUUUUUUUGCUGCUAAACUAGCUUAAAGGGGAAUUCCACAGAAUUUUUUUGAUGUUCUUUUCAUUUGUUCUAGAGAAACUUACCAAGUUAGCACUGCCCAUAUGGAAAUAUAGCCAUAUAUGCAUAGGCAUCAAAAAUGGUCAGACAUAUAUAUUUUCUUGUGUACAUAUAUGUG
Pygocentrus nattereri (red-bellied piranha) is the source of this 1194-nucleotide messenger RNA. RefSeq names its product regulator of G-protein signaling 21-like. The transcript is spliced from 5 exons. The coding region runs from base 123 to 677 and encodes 184 amino acids. Lineage: Eukaryota; Metazoa; Chordata; Actinopteri; Characiformes; Serrasalmidae. The record is from RefSeq and is a predicted model, not a curated record.